Cimex lectularius (bed bug) is the source of this 2346-nucleotide messenger RNA. It is a transcript of the gene Cad96Ca, whose product is annotated as tyrosine kinase receptor Cad96Ca. Bases 180 to 2099 code for a protein of 639 amino acids. The record is from RefSeq and is a predicted model, not a curated record. Gene Ontology annotation, molecular function: transmembrane receptor protein tyrosine kinase activity; ATP binding; calcium ion binding. The transcript is spliced from 9 exons. Gene Ontology annotation, cellular component: signaling receptor complex; membrane. NCBI's taxonomy places the organism in Eukaryota, Metazoa, Arthropoda, Insecta, Hemiptera, Cimicidae. Gene Ontology annotation, biological process: homophilic cell-cell adhesion; protein phosphorylation; multicellular organism development.
GUCCCACUUACCGCUAGUCCCGGGUCAGACGGUGAACGGUGAGGUUCUUAUCUCGAGUGACGAGGAAAAACAACUGCGAUGAAAACGAGAGACUUGAAAGGUGGGUGAGGAAAGUGUCGUUACUGUGAAACUUGUGCGGUUUGGAAGAAGUGAAGACGUGUCUUGGCUUUCUGUCUAACAUGGAUCAACCUCUUUUUUGGACGACCGUCUUCCUCUCGGCCGCUCUCACUGGUGGAUGGAGUCAAAUGUUUGACAAUGCCCCUCCUGUCCUGACCGUUGACAGAAAAUGGGUAAUACCCGACACCGAACCAGUAGGUACGGUGGUAACAAAGGCCAAAGCAUCGGAUUCAGAUGGUGAACCAUUAGAAUACGGCAUUGAAUCCCACAUAAGCUUCAAUGUCAACUUCUCAACACCAAAAACAAUCCCGUUUCGCAUAGACAGCAGAACCGGUGUGGUUUACACCAAUGAAAGCCUAGCAGGAAGGGGAGGAGAGGAUCUUUAUUUAUACGUGACUGUAAAUGAUGGAAAACUCACGACAAAAGUGGCUAUUUGGGUUUCAAUAGUAGACAGCAAGAAUCCAGGCUCUGGAGGUUCAGAAGACCUACCGCAUGGACAAGUGCCACUGCAGUUGAGACCUGGAGGGUUGCCUCCAAGACUGCCGCCUCCACGGACUGUACUUCGGCCUCAUGUACCCCAGACUCCACAUCCGCCACCAAUUGAUGCCAUAAAAAUUACAGACCCUCCUUCCUCCUUUGAACCAUAUACAACUGAGACAUCUAAAUCGGUCAAGCCCGUAACUCAACCUACUCCGUCUUCGUCAACAACUUUACCCCCUGUGGUUCCUUCUCGUCCAAAUAUGACCGACAUAGCCAUUACCGUUGUGCCUGUCGCCAUGGUGUCCAUCGCAUCUGCCUUGCUGGUAAUCGCUGCUUUCCUCUUUAGGAAACGCAUGUGCUCCUCAAAGAAGAAAAAGACUAAAGAAGACAUGAAAAAGAAGUCUUCAACAAAUACUACUACUGGGGAAGACCCGAUUGUGAUGCAGCAGUGGCGUGGGCCUAGAGCUUUCAGCAACAGGUAUACUGCAUGGGAUACAGACUUAUCUUCUCCCAUUCCACAACAGGAUGCUCCUUCAACACCUCCUAUAAAGGUUCCUGAUAGAUGGGAGUAUCCUCGACACCAUUUGAAAGUAUUCAGCAUUCUCGGUGAAGGAUGUUUCGGUCAGGUCUGGAAGUGCGAAGCAAGAGACAUCAAUGGUGUGGAUGAAGGCCCGAAAAUUGUCGCAGUCAAAACGUUAAAAGAGAAUGCGGGCGAGAGAGAAAGAAGCGAUCUUCUUUCCGAACUGAUGGUGAUGAAAAUGCUUGAACCACAUCCGAAUGUCGUCCGGCUACUCGGAUGUUGUACUGAUAAAGAUCCGAUAUUUGUCAUUAUGGAAUAUGUGGCUAAUGGUAAACUCCAGACAUACCUCAGAAACUCCAGGGCAACUCGCAGCUAUGAUAACAUACACGGCAAGAGCAACUCACUGACAUCUCGCCACCUAACAUCUUUUUGUUAUCAAAUAGCUCGUGGCAUGGAAUAUCUAACUAGCCGAGGGAUAAUUCAUAGAGAUUUGGCAGCAAGAAAUAUCCUAGUCAGUGCCGAUCAUACAUGUAAAGUUGCAGAUUUUGGCUUCGCUCGGGAUGUAGUAGCGAGUCAUGUGUACGAAAGAAAAUCAGAGGGACGGCUCCCUAUAAGAUGGAUGGCUCCUGAAUCACUAUAUGACAAUGUCUUCUCUGUUAAAUCUGACGCUUGGUCAUUUGGUGUUCUCAUUUGGGAAAUAGUAACUCUCGGAUCGACACCGUAUCCUGGUCUUUCUGCACUGGGUGUCAUGAAACGUGUCAAAGAGGGUUAUAGGCUUGAAAAGCCCGAACACUGCCGACGUGAACUUUACAACAUAAUGUACUACUGCUGGGACAAAGAUCCAGAAGCAAGGCCUGACUUCAAAGAACUCGUCGACCUCCUCGACCAGCUUCUUCUGUCCGAAACCGACUACAUCGAACUCCAACGUUUCCCAGACCACUCAUACUACAACAUAGCGUCCCUUUCAGGGGAAAAGGUGUAAAUAAUUUCUUCCCGGUGUAAAUACAUAAAUGUAAAAUAUGUGUGAAUAUCAAAAGAAAAGAAAAAAAGGGAAAACGCCUGUUUCUGUUUUUGUUUAAUGUUUUACCUGUGAUUUAUGUUAUCUAGUAACAUAUUCUGUACCUUUUUUCUUUGUUAAAUAACACAAAUAUAUCAUAACAAGUUAAACCUCUCUAAUGAAUUAUAAAAAAAAUAUUUGAUUUAGUAUGAGCAUGUUAAUUUUUCUUUGU